Messenger RNA from Pochonia chlamydosporia 170, 3681 nucleotides. RefSeq names its product histidine kinase G7. Bases 1 to 3681 code for a protein of 1226 amino acids. The record is from RefSeq and is a predicted model, not a curated record. Gene Ontology annotation, molecular function: phosphorelay sensor kinase activity. Gene Ontology annotation, biological process: phosphorelay signal transduction system; phosphorylation. The transcript has 3 exons. Lineage: Eukaryota; Fungi; Ascomycota; Sordariomycetes; Hypocreales; Clavicipitaceae.
AUGGCCAACAACAUCUUGGCCGAGGAAGCUCGUGAGCGUGAAACCUAUCGGUACGACUCAUCCUUAAUCAAUCAAGUCUUCCCCAACCCCGACGAUGCGCCCAUCUAUCCGUCAGAACUUACUCCCGACCCCGCCCUGACAGCCUUUGCUGAGCUGGGUGUGCACCGGCUCAAUGCUGCUCGAGCCUUUAUCUCGCUUUUCGACAGAAAGUACCAAUACAUUGUUGCUGAAGCCACGCCUACGACACCCCUUUCGCCCGGCAGUAGCGCUGCGCAGCAGCCCAGUGGACGAGAUGGUCUCGAGACGCAACUCUUGCUUUGGGGCACCUCGCUACCUCGAGGAAGUAGUGUCUGCGACAGUGUUCUUACAGCAACAGGGUCGCAAGAUACUACCGAGCGGCUGGGAUGCGGCCAGGAUGCUGUACAAGAGCUACCCGUAACUGUUGUAGGCGACCUGAUGAACCACCCGCUGACAGUUGGAAAAACGAUGCACGGAUCUUGGCCAGGGUACAGGUUCUAUGCCGCGGUACCGCUACGAACACCCAAGGGGAUAGAUAUUGGUAUCUUUAGCGUGUUGGACAUGGAAAGUAGGGAGGGGAACGAUCCCAACGUCGUGCCAAUUAUGCAAGACCUUGCAAGAACGAUCAUGGGUUAUCUGGAGACAAGGAGGUUUAGAGAUGGCCAAAGGCGAGCAGACAGAAUGGUGAAGGGCGUUGGGAGUUUCGUCCAGGGCAAAUCAACCACCUGGGGGUGGGAGGCGGCGCCUUGUGGUGAUGAUAUGGACGAACGCAGGCUGAGCCAGACUCAGGGCAAUGGCAACAGUGGUGAUGACUGGAGUGGUAGGUUCUGGCAUCCUAUUGAUGAUGCAUCACAUGGGCUAAGUCAGAAUACAGACACAGCACCUCAAACCUCGGCAGCAAGGGACAGACCGAAUCUCGUCAAUGAUGCUUCUAUCAAAUCCGCAAAGCACAUUUUCUCCAAAGCGGCGAAAAUCAUUCGCGAAUCGAUCGAAGCUGAUGGCGUACUAUUUUUGGAUGCGGGCAUUUCAUCCUUUGGCGGACGUGCUACUGUUGGAGGCAUCCCAGGGACUCACGAGUGCGAGCGACGAUCAUCUGCCACUAGCAUGCACUAUUCAGCUGGUAAUCCGAAUAAAUGCCCAUGCUGCAAGGUCCUGGGAUUCUCCACUUCUUCAUAUUCGAGUAUCGACGGACAUGAUCAGGAGCAAUGUUACAAGCAGCUCCCUGAGCACGCGUUGGGCGAAUAUCUAAAAAACUACCCCAGAGGCACUAUCAUCGCUUUGACUGAGCCGGACAGCCCGAACCAGCCAGAUACUGAACCAGAAUACAAACCCCCGCUGCCUAUCCUAGACUUGGUCCGAGAUAGUUUUGGCCCUCAUCUUGGCCCUCAUCUAGGCUCUCAGGCGGCCAGACCAUCGGAACUCGCAGUACAUGAGUAUGGCAUGGAAGACUUUGUGAGGGACUUGCUGCCUGGGGCUCGCAAUGUGGCCUUUUUCCCUCUCUGGGAUCCCCAAAAGCGACGCUGGUAUGCUGGUGGCUUUGCCUAUACAAAGAAAGCAUCACGCGUUUUGUCGGUGGAAGGUGAACUGAGCUAUCUCUUAGCGUUUGGUACUGUCAUCAUGGCAGAGGUGUUUCGCAUAGACUCGAAGGUGGUGGAGCGGUCCAAGAUGGACGUGUUGAGCUCCAUCUCACAUGAACUACGUUCGCCUCUGCAUGGAAUCAUCCUGGGCGCAGAAUUGCUGCAUGACACUGCCUUGGAUGCUUUCCAGGGUGACCUGCUGCACUCGAUGGAAACAUGCAGCCGUACUCUGCUUGACACUGUCGACCAUUUGUUGGACUGGAGCGGAGUCAAUAAUUUUCUCUCCCCAGCGCCUGUGCCACAGGACAAUGGCGACGUAGAGGAGCGAGGAUUGCGAUCUGGAAAAAUGGCAACCAUCGAGUCCGGUAUGAUGAGCAUCGUUUCACGCGUCAGCGUAGACUUGAUUGUAGAGGAGGUUGUAGAAAGCGUCUAUGCUGGACGAAUUUUCCAACUUCGAACUCUUGGUCCAAACGGAGGUCAGCAUGGGAACACAGCUCCUACUGAGGCAAUGCAGCCAAACGAGCUGGUUGACUGUAUGGCAUCUCAAAAGGAAUCAGAUAUCGCGACGAUAUGUGUUGAUAUUCAACCAAACGCCUCCUGGCAGUUCUACUCCCAACCAGGCGCACUUCGCCGGGUUGUCAUGAAUCUGGUUGGCAACUCUCUCAAGUUCACAACAAAGGGGUUCGUCAAAGUCUCCUUGGAUCAGCCGCAGGUAGCACCGGGUGACGGGGAGAAAGCUAGCACAUAUGUUCGGCUUACAGUGACUGAUUCGGGGUGCGGCAUUGGCAAGUCAUAUCUGGAGAACGACGUAUUUACUCCGUUUAUCCAAGAGGACGGCCUCAAACCAGGGAUGGGCCUAGGUCUCAGCUUUGUCGAGAGAAUUGUCACGGCACUCAAGGGAUCCAUCUCAAUACAAAGCGUUGUUGACAAAGGCACAAGCGUGUCGGUCACAUUGCCGUUACCCGCUGUUGCGCCAGACAGUGCAACCCCGAGGCUCUUGAGUCCAGGGAACGAAUUCGAGGCCCAAAGAAACGACCUCCGUGGCUUGAGAGUUCUCCUCCUGGGCUUUCGAGACACACCAUCUGUUGAUAGCGAGGAUGGUGUGUUUGGGACGAAUGUGGUGGAACAGGACGGAAUCGCGAACAUCUGUCGAGACUGGCUCCAAAUGCAAGUGGUAGACCCAUCUGAAAGCAACACACUCGUGCCAGAUUUGCUAUUGUGCGAUGAGACAUAUUUGCACUUGAAUUCGCAUAUUCACACACAGCGAAAUGCGUCGUCACCUCCAGCUGUGGUGAUUUGCAGAAAUGCAGUGGCCGCCCGGGACUUGGCAGAGAACAGCAUAUUUAAGCGCAGACCCAACGACCAACUGUGGGAAUUCAGCGCCCAACCGGUUGGACCCAGAAAGCUUGCAAAAGUCCUUGCGUUGACGUUCAAGCGAUGGACAACAUACCAAGCAACUCUCAAUCCCAUCGCCCCAUCAGCAGCCCAAACACCUGAGAACGAAGAUGGUCCGCAAGCACCGACAACUUCCAUCGGUACACCAGAUACUGCCGGCAUGCCUGUUCUUGAUGGAACGCCCGAAUCCAUCGUCUCAAGCUCUUUCCAAGAAAUCUCCCUCCCGGAGCGAGUUCGUCGCUCCACACCACUCACGACCACAACAAAUGGCAAUGACUCCGCGUCAGAUAUUGACUCGGAACAACCAGGCACGAGCUUCCUGCUCGUCGACGAUAACCCCAUCAACCUCAAAAUCCUCACAACAUACAUGAAGAAGCUUCGCCUCCCUUACCGCACAGCUACAAAUGGUCAACAAGCCGUCGACCAGUUCCGCGAAGGCAGAGGCCUCUACAAGUGCGUCUUCAUGGAUAUUUCCAUGCCGGUAAUGGACGGAUUCGAAGCAACACGGCACAUUCGCAGCACCGAGGCUGAAUUGAGUCUGCACCGGUGUACGAUAUUCGCGCUCACGGGGCUGGCCAGCGCGGAUGCACAGCAGGAGGCGUUUACAAGCGGGAUUGACUUAUUUUUGACGAAGCCAGUGAAAUUGGCGGAGUUGAAUCAGAUUCUGUCGGCUAGGAAUUUGACGCAAUAA